CACGAACGGAGGAGGACUGCAGCGAUUUUUCUGCGAAACAGCAACUUGAAUCCAGGCGCAAUGCAGGCGGAUGAGAAGGCGGUGGAUGGCGGCCUGCUGCCCGAUGCCAACGGGAAAGACCCGAACCCGGGUGGGCAGACGGAGGGCUCCAAGUGGCAGAAACCACGGCUCUCGCGUAAAUCUCUGAUGAAGUGCUGUCUCGUCAAGUGGAUUAUCGCCAGUACCACGCAACAAGGGCCAGAUGACAGCUGCGACAGCGACCUCGAACUCUCCAUGGUGCGUCACCAACCCGAGGGCCUUGACCAGCUCCAAGCCCAGACACAGUUCACCAGGAAGGAGCUUCAGUCGCUUUACAGGGGCUUCAAAAAUGAAUGUCCCAGUGGGCUUGUGGAUGAGGAAACUUUCAAGACCAUUUACUCCCAGUUCUUCCCUCAAGGAGAUGCAACCACCUAUGCACAUUUCUUGUUCAACGCAUUUGACAUGGACAGAAGUGGCUCCAUCCGGUUUGAGGACUUUGUGAUAGGAUUGUCUGUGUUGCUUAGAGGCUCCGUUACAGAGAAACUGCGAUGGGCAUUUAACCUGUAUGACAUCAACAAAGACGGCUACGUUACCAAAGAGGAAAUGAUGGCAAUAAUGACCUCCAUUUAUGACAUGAUGGGCAGGUAUACCUUACCCAGUGUACGAGACGAUUCCCCUUUAGAGCAUGUGGAGAGAUUCUUCCAGAAAAUGGAUCGGAACAGAGAUGGAGUGGUGACUAUUGAUGAAUUCAUAGACACCUGCCAAAAAGAUGAAAAUAUAAUGGCCUCCAUGCAGCUCUUCGAGAACGUCAUCUAGUUACUGUAGAGGGACGUGGAUCAGUGUUGCUGCAUACUGCUUCCAACUACAAGCUUCUGGCCCUGAAAUAACUUCAGUCAUCCUAAAGGGAACAACUGGGUCAUUCAACACAUUUGACACAUUUUAUUACAAACUGGCAAACACUAUUUAUUUUUCCAGUCGAACUGUUCUAUGCAGAAAAUUGUGCAGAAUUCACCAAGUCAGCUGAAGAAACGUUUCCUUGCAUGACAGUUUUAAUUUUGCACAUGAGGAAAAUGUGAAAAAAAUGUCAUCAUUGCCAGAUGAGCAUGAGUGCUUGCCCACUAUUUAAUAGCAUGUGACGCAAACCACAAUGAACACAAACAAGAGGUUUUAUCGUUGACCUCUCUGAAACGUAGGCAAAUUAGAAUACAUUGU
Chelmon rostratus (copperband butterflyfish) is the source of this 1230-nucleotide messenger RNA. Its product is annotated as calsenilin-like. Gene Ontology annotation, cellular component: voltage-gated potassium channel complex; nucleus. Gene Ontology annotation, biological process: regulation of potassium ion transmembrane transport; negative regulation of transcription by RNA polymerase II. Lineage: Eukaryota; Metazoa; Chordata; Actinopteri; Chaetodontiformes; Chaetodontidae. Gene Ontology annotation, molecular function: calcium ion binding; RNA polymerase II cis-regulatory region sequence-specific DNA binding; DNA-binding transcription repressor activity, RNA polymerase II-specific. The record is from RefSeq and is a predicted model, not a curated record. Bases 61 to 834 code for a protein of 257 amino acids. The transcript has 10 exons.